UGCGGUAUCAUAUAUCUUAACCGUGCAUUGUGCAGAUGCCUGAUGGCUUACCUAAAAAUUGAUUGAAUCGCUUGUGAAUUGUCUUCUAUGAUUGCUUAUACAGUUGAACCUAUUGCUCAAAAUAUUCAUUAAAUGGUUUAUUGUAUCUUCACAUCAGGAAAUAAAGCUGCAAUGGGGCAAGGGUUUGGCUCAAAAGCGUGAGAUGGAGGCUAGGCUUCAGGAAUUAGAAAACGAAAAGGAAAAACUGUUUGCUAGAAGCAGAGAUGAUCCUGAGCUGGACAAUAUGCUCAAGGAAAGGUUGAGAUGGGGUGAUCCAAUGGCGCAUUUGGUCAAGAAAAAGCAAGCGGAUCAGGCUCUUCUUCUGCCCGACUUUGGUUCAGAUGAUAGAAUGAAAGAAUCUGGUUUUGUAAUCCCUCAGGAAGUUCCUCCGCACAGCUGGAUUCGAAGAGGGUUAAAAGCGGCACCCAAUCGAUAUGGUAUUAAAACAGGGCGGCACUGGGAUGGUUUUGAUCGCAGUAACGGUAAACUUUCACUUGGCUUCCCGUGUUGUGUUUCUUGAAACGUUCUAUUUUUUUAAUCGGUAUUCAACUGUAGUAAUAAUACAAUUGUUCAAGCGUACUAAUGAAAAACAAGCAACUGAAAAAGAGGCAUAUCUUUGGUCUGUUGCUGACAUGUGACAUGCCAAUACAACAUAUUUUUGCUUAAUUUGUUAAUGACAUUUGUGAUUUUGUGUGUUAAUGAUCGUCCAUUUUGUCCAAUGUAACUAAAGUUAAUGACACUAUCAUCCUUUGCUUGACAAGCUUAACACACUUGCGCUUCUUGCUGUACAUAAACAUGAUUUUAGGGGAUGUGUGCAGAGCAGCCGCACCCCUUAAACUUUACACAAUCCGCUUUGCAUUUAUUAAUUAUUAUUACGGAGUAUUAGACGUAAGGCGUGUGCCCUUCCUAAUAUGUAGUCUCUGCCCUCGUAACUUUGCCAAUUUUCUCAAAAAAAUUGUCAUUUUUCCUUUUAAUCAUUCAAUUUGUGCUCAUGUGAUUUCUCUCUCUUCUGCAAAGAUAUCUACCACACUUUUAACUUUAUUAUUUACAUGCUGCUCAAACUCUUAAGGAGUGAAGAGAGUGUGUUUUUAGUGGUAACUUCAUAUUCAACAUCGAAUUUCAUAUACAGAGUAUGUAAUUUAAAUAGUAGUUUAGGUAAAAAAGAGUUGUGCAAAAAUAUCCAAACGAGUUUAAUUUUGUGCCUUGUUCAUGAGUACAAAAGUAUUUAAAGUAUUGAUUUAAGAAAAAUAUAGAGAGAGAAAUCGGUUUAUUACUUAGGUCUAGGGGUGGUCCGGUAAUGUUUCGGACCGGAAUGGGUCCGGAGAAUCCAGAUCAGACUUGGGAUUGCCCAUAGUCCGCCCAAGCAUGUUAUUUGGUCCUUGUUCACCCAUUCGGUGACUGAACUAGACGGUUUAGGUUCCGUAUCUGCAAAUUUUUGUUAGGGCUUGAAAAUGGGGGAAAACGAAAAAAAUAGAACGGGGCCGGGUCUGGGCCAGGAUUGGGAGUGGGUCGCUCGGGUACCCGAAACUAGCCCAGACCCGAAUUUAAAUGGGCCAGACCCGGGCUUCUCCUACCAACGAUCGGGACUAGCUGGUCUGGGAUCAGAUCGGGUCCAAGUUGGGGUCCGCUAUUAUGCCUACAUUACACAUAUUUAUUCUAUUGCUUUCCGUCUUCAUCCUCGUUUCAAACUUUCAAAUUAUAAAACAUUUUUAGAAUAUUAUUAUAUUGCUUUCUACGGUCCAUUCCCUAUGUACGAAGACACACCUAUAGAUCCUCAAGCCCAAUUCAACGAGGUUAGUAAUCUAUGUCACGCUUAAUUUAAUGAGUUUCAUGUACAAUAUUGUAACGCACCCCCUCCCCCAUUACCGAGUGCUUCCUCAUCUAAAGGAAAAGUUUUUUUUAAAUCAACAAUAUCUACUCUUUUGAAAAAAGUAAAUCAACUCCUUCCAUUGCACAAAGCUCGAUUAACGAGCUCUUUUUAUAUCUAAUGUUUCUUGUUGAGUUUAAUGAAGCGGAAGACUUUGAUAUUCUCCAAUGGUGGAAGACCCACGAAGGGAUGUUUCCGGUUUUAUCAAAAAUGGCCAAACAAGUGUUGUCGAUGCCGGUUUCAACUGUUGCUGUGGAACAAGAGUUAAGCCAAGCCGGUAACGUUUUAAGUGACUAUAGAACGAGGUUGAGCGCUUCAUCUCUCGAGACACUCGUUUGCUUCCAUGAAUCCAUGAUUGGUUGAAGGUCCGUAGUAGAACACAAGAACUCAACAUAGCACCGGACCACCAUUUCAUGGAGGAAACGACAACCGACGUCGGAAGUGGCUCCGACAAUUAGUUCAAGACUUCAAGUAUUGUAAUUUUCAACUUUAAAGUAUUCUCAAUUGUAAUUUUUAAAUGUGAUACUCAUACAAGUGACAAUGUAGUGUUUAAAAUAAAUAUACAUCAUUUAUUCAUUCUCCA
Cuscuta epithymum is the source of this 2489-nucleotide messenger RNA. Lineage: Eukaryota; Viridiplantae; Streptophyta; Magnoliopsida; Solanales; Convolvulaceae. The record is from the annotation of a GenBank genome assembly.